AUGCCCGACACCGAUACCGCUGCCGUCGGGCAUCACGAGCCGAGACCCCCCAAACCCCCCGUCGAGCGGGUGACGGACCAGCUCGAGACCCCCUCCCUCGAUGAUCGCACCUAUCGCGUGGUGAGACUGUCCAACAAGCUCGAGGCCUUGCUUGUACACGAUCCAGAGACGGAUAAGGCCAGCGCCGCCCUGGAUUGCAAUGUCGGAAACUUUAGCGACGAGGAGGACAUGCCGGGCAUGGCCCACGCUGUCGAACACCUGCUGUUCAUGGGCACCAAAAAGUUCCCUAUCGAGAACGAAUACUCACAGUACCUCUCCAACAAUUCAGGCAGCUCCAACGCCUAUACCGGCGCGACCUCGACCAACUACUUUUUUGACGUCUCUGCGAAGCCUGCCGAUGACCAAGAACCCACGGCCGAGAACCCGUCACCAUUCAAGGGCGCUCUCGACCGCUUUGCACAGUUCUUCAUCGAGCCUCUGUUCCUCGAGUCAACUUUGGAUCGCGAGCUGCGCGCGGUAGACUCGGAGAACAAGAAGAACCUGCAGAACGAUCAAUGGCGGCUGCAUCAGCUGGAAAAGUCUCUGUCCAACCCGAAGCAUCCAUUCUGCCACUUCUCGACCGGCAACUUGGAGGUUCUCAAGGCGCAACCAGAGUCCAAGGGCAUCAACGUGCGCGCAAAAUUCAUGGAGUUUCACGACAAGCAUUAUUCGGCGAAUCGCAUGAAGCUGGUUGUCCUGGGACGGGAACCUUUGGACGUUCUUGAGCAGUGGGUCGCUGAGUUCUUCUCUGCAGUGCCCAACAAGGAUCUGCCGCCGAACCGGUGGGAGGACGAAGUGCCCUUCCGAGAGAGCGAGCUCGGUGUUCAGGUCUUCGCCAAACCAGUCAUGGAUUCGCGCGAGCUGAAUCUCUUCUUUCCCUUCCUGGAUGAGGAGAAUAUGUACGAGUCUCAGCCCAGCAGAUACGUGAGCCACUUGAUUGGCCACGAGGGCCCCGGUAGCAUCAUGGCCUACGUGAAGGAGAAAGGGUGGGCAAACGGACUGAGUGCUGGUGCUUACCCGGUCUGCCCGGGCUCCCCUGGUAUCUUUGACUGCCAGAUUCGUCUGACUGAGGAGGGCCUCAAGAACUACAAGGAAAUCGUCAAGGUCUUCUUCCAGUACGUUGCGCUUCUCCGGGAAGCGCCGCCGCAGGAAUGGAUCUUUGACGAGCAGAAGGGCAUGGCCGACGUCGACUUCAAAUUCAAGCAAAAGACCCCCGCGAGCCGAUUCACGAGCAAGAUCAGUUCCGUCAUGCAGAAGCCCCUCCCUCGGGAGUGGCUUCUCAGCGGAUACAGCCGGUUGAGAAAGUUCGACUCCGGGCUGAUCGAAAAGGGCCUGGCAUGCCUGAGACCGGACAACUUCAGAAUGACGAUUGUGUCACAGAAGUUCCCUGGUGACUGGGACCAGAAGGAGAAGUGGUAUGGCACCGAGUACCGCCACGAGAAGAUCCCCGAAGACUUCAUGGCCGAGAUCAAGAAGGCCGUCUCGAGCUCGGCCUCGGAGCGUCUCAAAGAGCUCCAACUCCCUCAUAAGAACAACUUCAUUCCCACCAAGCUCGAGGUCGAGAAGAAGGAGGUCAAAGAGCCGGCUCUGUCCCCGCGUGUCGUCCGAAACGACAGCCUCGCCCGGACGUGGUUCAAGAAGGACGACACGUUCUGGGUGCCCAAAGCCAAUCUGGUCAUCAGCUGCCGAAACCCCAACAUCUACUCGACCGCGGAGAACGCCGUCAAGGCAAGGUUUUUUACCGACUUGGUCCGCGACGCUCUGGAGGCCUACUCGUACGACGCGGAGCUGGCAGGCCUGCAGUACAGUGUCUCGCUCGACGCCCGCGGCCUCUUCCUCGACCUCAGCGGAUACAACGACAAGCUGGCCGUCCUUCUGGAGCAGGUCUUGAUCACGAUCCGGGACCUCAAAAUCAGGGAUGAGAGAUUCGACAUCAUCAAGGAGCGCCUCAACCGCGGGUACAACAACUGGGAGCUUCAGCAGCCGUUCAGCCAGGUCUCGGACUACACGACGUGGCUCAACUCGGAGCGCGACUUCGUCGUGGAGGAGUACUUGGCCGAGCUUCCGAGUGUCACCGCCGAGGACGUGCGGCAGUUCAAGAAGCAGAUGCUCUCACAAAUUCACAUCGAGUCUUAUGUGCACGGAAACCUUUACAAGGAGGACGCGCUCAAGCUUACGGACAUGGUCGAGAGCAUCCUGAAGCCCCGCGUGCUUCCGCGACCCCAGUGGCCUGUGAUCCGCUCGUUGGUCAUUCCUCCGGGAUCGAACUACGUCUACAAGAAGACGCUCAAGGACCCGGCCAACGUCAACCACUGCAUCGAGGUGUGGCUCUAUGUCGGAGACAAGGGCGACAGGCUCGUCCGGGCCAAGACGAUGCUUCUUGACCAGAUGUGUCACGAGCCGGCUUUCGACCAGCUCCGAACCAAGGAGCAACUGGGGUACGUCGUCUUCAGCGGAGCCCGGAGCUUUUCGACCACGUACGGAUUCAGGUUCAUCAUCCAGAGCGAGCGAAUGCCCGAGUACCUCGAGUCGCGAAUCGAGGCGUUCCUCAACCUCUUCUCCAACACGCUGGACUCCAUGUCGGACGCAGACUUUGAGGGCCACAAGCGCAGUCUGAUCGUCAGACGGCUGGAGAAGCUGAAGAACCUGGACCAGGAGAGCAGCAGACACUGGGCCCAGAUCGCCAGCGAAUACUACGACUUUGAGCUCCCCCAACAAGAUGCCUCGCACAUCAAGACGCUUACCAAGACAGACAUGGUCGAGUUCUUCCAGAGGUACAUCAAGCCCGGCUCGCCAACGCGGGCCAAACUUUCGGUACACCUACGCGCCCAAGCCACCGCACCGGCAAAGGAAGGGGCCGACGCCAAGGUCAAUGGUGUCGCCAAGGUGGACGACGAGGAGGAGGCCCAGGUGGCGAGCGACUCCAAGCCGCCGGUUCUCAUCGAGGACGUCCGCAGCUUCCGGGCGGGACUCGUUGCGACCUGCGGGGCGCGGCCUGCCAAGGAUCUGGCCGAGUACGAAGACACUGAUGCCAAACUAUGA
Colletotrichum navitas is the source of this 3081-nucleotide messenger RNA. Its product is annotated as peptidase M16 inactive domain-containing protein. Gene Ontology annotation, cellular component: cytosol; mitochondrion. The record is from RefSeq and is a predicted model, not a curated record. Gene Ontology annotation, biological process: peptide catabolic process. NCBI's taxonomy places the organism in Eukaryota, Fungi, Ascomycota, Sordariomycetes, Glomerellales, Glomerellaceae. The coding region runs from base 1 to 3081 and encodes 1026 amino acids. Gene Ontology annotation, molecular function: metalloendopeptidase activity; metal ion binding. The transcript has 4 exons.